CAAAUACAACCAUUUCUUAUGAUUUCGCGUUUCCAUGAAUCACUUGACAAAAACAAAGUAUUGUCUCGACAAUGCAAAAAACGUCGCUUUAAUAGAAAUAGAAUAGAAAAUGUCACUGUAUAUCAGUCACACGUGUUUCAUAGGCUUCGGGUGAAAAUAAACGCACAAAAACAGUGUGCCAAGAUUGCGAUUCAGUUCCCAAGGUCUUUUUCUUCCAGUGUCUCAGUCGAGUGUAUCUAACCUUGGUGAGCGAGACGAGCAGUUGCUACAGGCCUGACGUGGCUUGCAAAGCUGCACACCCAUAGGACAGGAAUACUAAAACGACCCGCCAAGCCAGACCCCCAAGUUUUCUGAAACUAUAGCCUUGUGGGCAAUUAUGCCUAUAUGUAAAUGUAUUGAACUAAGAACAUUUAAUCUAAAAGUUAGUGCUAUUAAUAUAAGUACAUGUUAUGCAUUUAUACGUCGUGAACAUGCUAUUUUUAUUGUAGUGCUGAUGGUUUUUAAAUAUCCCAUCUAGGUAACAGUCAUGCCAGAGGUGUAGCCUAAUUUAUAGCGUUGCCUUUCACGCGCUCAAUUCUCAUCACAACUAAAAGCGCAUAGUCUCCAAGGAGAUUUAUCGACGGGACUAAGGAUACAUUUCUCUUAACUUCCAACAGCAAUCCAAUGUCGAAUAUGUCAAGUGAAAGUAGUCCAGCUGUACCUAGUUGUAAAGAACCAGAAGUAGUACUUACUAUUUUACAUUUCAACGAUGUGUACGAAAUAGAGGCUAGAUCUGAGGAACCUGUUGGCGGCGCUGCGAGGUUUGCCACUGCUAUGAAAGAAUUCCAGGCAUUGAAUCCAUUUGUAGUUUUCAGUGGUGACUGUCUGAACCCUUCCAUACUUAGUACAAUCACAAAAGGAAAGCACAUGGUUGAUAUUCUCAAUAAAUUAGGAGUCCAUUGCGCUGUGUAUGGCAACCAUGAGUUUGAUUUUGGAGUGGAUGUCUUGGAGGAGCUGACUCCACAGAUGACCUUCCCCUGGUUUCUCAGCAAUGUCUAUGACAGGUUUACCAAUAAAACCCUGGGGCACGGUUUGGUGAGCAAUAUCCUGGAGUGGAAUGGUCAGAAAAUUGGCCUUAUGGGUCUAGUGGAGGAGGAUUGGCUGGAGACUCUGGGAACUGUAGACAGAAACAACAUCAUCUAUGUUGACUACGUAGAGACUGCCAAUGCUCUUUCUGCAGAACUCAGAGAGCAGGGAGCCAAACUGGUCAUUGCGCUUACACACAUGAGAUGGCAUAAUGACAUCAGGUUGGCGUCAGAAUCCAGGGGUCUGGAUCUCAUUCUAGGGGGCCAUGAUCAUGAGUAUGGAGUUCUGGAGGUGAAUGGGAUACUGAUAGUAAAAAGUGGUUCUGAGUUUAGAUAUAUGUCAAAAAUUGAUGUUGUCAGGGACCAAGACAUGACUUUUAAAUAUAGCUGCCAUAAGAUCUCAACCAUGAAACACCUGGAGGAAGACAAUGAGAUCAAGCAGAUUGUGAAUGGAUACACCAACAACAUUCAGCAUGUGCUAGGAGAGGUCAUCUGUCACAUGGACAUUGAACUAGAUGGACGCUGUGCCACAGUGAGGCGAGGGGAGUGCAACAUAGGAAAUCUCAUCACCAAUGCUAUGCUGGAGGCCACCCAUGCUGAGGUGGCCCUUCUCAACUCAGGUACUCUGCGGUCAGACCGUAUUCACCCAACUGGGCCCCUGACUAUGCGUGACCUGCUACAGAUCCUACCCAUCAAAGACCUAGUGUUGGUGGUGGAGGCCACCGGACAGCAGUUGUAUGAGGGCUUGGAGAACGGGGUUAGGAACUACCCAGAACUGGAUGGCAGAUUUCUACAGGUUGCGGGGAUACAAUUUGGCUUUGAUCCAAAUAAAAAACCAGGAGCGAGGGUCAUUGCUAAAACAGUUAAAGUUCAAGGGAAGAGUUUGGAUAAAACGAGGAGGUACUUGGUGGCAAUGAAAGAAUACCUAACAAAGGGCAAAGAUGGCUAUACGAUGUUCCAAGGCUGCCCUCUGAGCUUUGACAUUGAGAAUGCCCAAAUCCUCUCCACCAUCCUAGUCAACCACUUUGAGUCAGGCAUGAUAGUCAGAGGACUGAAGACCUGCAGGUCUGGUCAUAGAAUGGGUCUUAUCAAGGUCUCUGACAGCCCUUCAGUGUCCGCCAUUGAGAAAAGUGUGAACGAAAAGCUCCUGGGAGAAGCCGUGGCUGUGGCUGUGGUACCUGGAGUGGAGGGUAGAAUAUACCACAUCUUCACUGAGAGCCAAUCAGAAACUGAAGCUGAGGGCUGAAACAAAGAAGGUUUCUGCUUGUUGCUGUUCCAAAUUGGAACUAUUUAGAAAUCACCUUUAAACCCAGGAACAGCACAUCAAAUGUUCUUGGCCUGGGUAACGUCUCACAGGGGGUUUGGGAGGCUGGUAUUUAAACACAGAGGACUGUCGAUAACAUUAUAAUUCUAAUGUGUUUCGAUUGUAUUGGUAUUAUUACUUGAGUUCAUGAUAAAUACUACCUCAGCAAAGAUGUAAGAAGGACAGAGUGCACAAAAGAAAAGAGCUCAUUAUUUUUGCUUUAUUGUGAGUUUCAGCUGAAAUCCUUAAACAUACUGGUAUUGAACCCAAAAUUACUAUGAACACUCGUAUUCUGUGUUGUUGUGAAUACAGUACCAUCAUCUGUGAAGCACACUGGUUUGGCUACGUUGUUAAAAUCUUCCUCAGAAAUAAAAAAUGUAAUCACCCAGGUUCGUUACGAUGUAAAAUCUCAACAUUGUCUUUCAAGUUUUUGGGGUACACUGUAUAUACGUACAUGACGUGUAUCUGUAAAUACAAUAAUGUAGUAAUACAAUUUGAAGAGUAUUUCAAGCUGUCUAAUUGUAAAGACUACACAUGUAGACUUUAAUCAAACUACACAACAUAAACAGAAGAGCUAGUCAAGCAUGAAAGAGCAUGAUUUGGAUCAACGAUCAACAUCAAAGAUGCACUACUGAGAAACAAAUUAGAACUGUAUUUGGUUAAUAAGGCAUUUGAGGAAAUAACUUUCCUUUUGAAUAGGAUAUUUAGAUUUUAAAAAGUUUCACUGUUGAAAUUAAAUGCUGUAAGAAAUUAAGGGUUUAGAGUUUGUAAAAUAUUAACAAAUCACCCAUUACAUAACCUAAAUAAGUACAGUCUAUGACUAACAGAGAUGGCAGUCUUGGACAUUUCCAGAAAAUAGAAAUAGUUUAAAAGAACUACGCUAUAUGUCUUUUAAUCCACCCAUCUUUCCAUUCAUCUAUCCAUUCAUUAAUCGAUCCAGUUAUUCAUCCAUCCUGCCAAUGUCUUCAAAAUGAGGGGAAGAAGAAGUAGCAGAGGAAGCAAAAUAUAAAGAAGCCGAUGACCCAGUUGACUGAAUAGAUGUAAAUGAUCACCAUGUCCAUGUCGAAGCGCCAGCCCCGAGAAUCGUCCUCAAAGUCCAUGGCGUCUAGGCGGUAACCUCCAUGGGGAAAUUGACGCCUGGCAAUGGGGCUAGCAGGUCU
Osmerus eperlanus (European smelt) is the source of this 3527-nucleotide messenger RNA. RefSeq names its product trifunctional nucleotide phosphoesterase protein YfkN-like. The record is from RefSeq and is a predicted model, not a curated record. The transcript is spliced from 9 exons. Gene Ontology annotation, molecular function: hydrolase activity. Gene Ontology annotation, biological process: nucleotide catabolic process. Bases 664 to 2310 code for a protein of 548 amino acids. Lineage: Eukaryota; Metazoa; Chordata; Actinopteri; Osmeriformes; Osmeridae.